CGAAAAAUAAUCGGGCCGAUCGGAGAAUCGGAGCAAUUUUCCCGAGAAAUUCCCAAGGCAGGUUUGCAGGAGCUUGAGGAGUUCAUCUCAUGUCGAGUUAACCUUCGUCUCGUAAAUUGAGGUCCUGUCAUCGUCUCCAAACUCCAGCAGAUAUGAGAGAUGAGAUGAUUAUGUACGAAGGACGACUCCGUACCGCUGCAUAUGGCAGGUCGAGUUGCUCUUCGUUUGACCCACUGAUCUCUGAUAUGGCAAUCGCAAUCGCAAUCGUCUUCUCACCCACCGCAACGCUCAUCAGGUCUUAGCCUCACAAGUGCCGUCUAUCCGAAGGGGCGGGACAAACACCGUCGAAGUACGGAGUACUGGUACGUAUCGCGAGAACAAGCAACAGUCAAGCUUCGUACCCGGCAGGUGGGUGGUGAUCAUCGUGUGCACUUGCAAAGAACUGCAAACGUUCUGAAUUCUCGAACACCAAACACCAACAUGGGGAUCCAUUGCUCCGCUCUCUGGAAUCCGUGCACCAUGAACUACGAACUACGAACUACCAGUUGGCUCCACCCUCACCGAGUCCUCGCCUUCCACCAAUCGACAAGCAAGCGCAAUAUUGAAAAUCUCCGAAUUCCAAUUCCACUUCCCGCUCCUCUCAUCUUGAGAACCGUAGGAACAGGAGCACAAAUAUCCCACCCAACAUUGAGACGGAACCGCGUCCAUUCAUGUGGUCUCCGUCAUCUGGUUUUCGUCUGAGAGAUGCUAGCCGAGAUCCAUUGGUGGUAGCGCGCCCUCGGCCCCUGAAUGCGAUCUUGACGCUCGGCGUCUCGAGUUGGCCGAUGAAACGCCAGCGGUCACAACGAAAGAAAAUCAGACACAGCAACCGCCGCUUUCAUCUGUACCAAGUAAAAUGAAGGCCCCAUACGUGAUGACUGCUCCACGCCCGCCACGAGGAUGAGAGGGAACAACCUCAAUGAUCCUCGUUGCUGUGGAGAGAAAUUAAGAAUACGACGAUGAUCCGAAAUUUGUCCAAGAAUCACACAGGAAUUGUCGGUUGUCUUUAGGAUAUCGAGGGAUGCUUAAUUAGUUAAGCUUUUCUUAGAGGCUCAAAUAGAGAGGUGGUUGGUGGUGCAGAAAUUUCACGCGAACCACUGGUCAAUGAAUGCAAUGCAUAACACGCUACACGGCAUCCAAGCGCUCUGCCAUCCGGUUGCAUUUGACGAGAGGUUCGAGGACGGCGCUGACAGCUGGACCACCAAAAAGAACAGACCAAAAGCCAGUUCCACGAGUUCGAUUUGUCUGCUCUUCCACCCUGGAAGGUAUUCUGGGUAUCAGAUCUUCCUUUCUGUUUACUCUUUCUGUCUCAAAUCGCCAGCCCGGGUUCAACGGUUGCAUGAUUAGGGACAUUUAGAGUUACAGCAAUGAGCUUACCAUUCGCUACCUUGCAACAAUCUCCCUUACCCUUACAAAUUUCUACGCGAGUCUACAGAACUGGCAUUUGGAAGGGAGUGGAUCCCGUGGAAGAUCGGUUACGCCCUCCUGAUUCGUUGUUUCUAUGCCCGAGCUCCUCAAAAACGUGAAACUAGCACCACAGAAGUGACAGAACAUUUGAAGCAACGAGGCUGAACAACUUGAUGGUGUCGUCCACAUUGAAGCGGCUCGGGAUGGCAGAACCACUUCCCCUGUGCGUCCCCUGCAAUCUUCCCCUGUGCGAUUCAGGCCCGCUCCGUCGUAGUUGACAGCCAAGACUGAUAUAAGAUAGAAAGCGCUCCUCUCAAUGCACUUUUUCCUCCCAGCGCCUCCGUACUUGCAUACACACAUUCCUUAGUUACUGUCCAUCGUCCUGUCCUAUUCACCGUAUACAUUCUUUUUCUUGACGACUGUGUCGUUACUACUGAAACAAUUUACCUCCGGCAGGGCCAUCAUUAUUAUUUUCAAAACCCCGUCCUAUUAAAACCAAUAUUAUAAAUCCUAUCUCAGAUUCACAACAACCGCAAGAUGCUCCUUCCAACAUUAUCUCUCGCCCUUUUGGCAACCUCCAGUCUUGUGGAAGCUCGUUCUGUUUUCGACCUCGACCGCCUAGCAGGAGGUCAAAGUCGUCAGACUCCAUCUUUGACAGCUCGUCAGGCCAAGGGUAACGGCGGCAACAAGGGCGGUAAUAACAACGGUGGUGCCCAAGGAGGCAACAAUGAUGCCACUGGUACCACAUUAGCAGCGGAUGCCAUUCAAUCUGGUUCUUUCACAGAUGGAUCAAAGGGAGGAGUUUCCGCAGCUGGCCAGGCCAAGUCCCUCACAUCGCAAAACAACUUCAUCAACUUUUGCUCGGGAAAGACUGUCACCAAUGGUAUUCAAGUCAAGGGGGGUUCUUGCAACGGAAUCGGUAUGUCCCAAACUCCUUACCAUAAGAAAGUCCAAUGUCCAUUUGCUAACCUAUCAAAAAGUGAUGGGUGAUAUCCCAGCCAAUACCGCCAUGAUUUCAGCAUUGAUCAUGAACCCACUGCCAGGAGUAGCAGUCCAAGCCAACAAGGACUUUGAUAUCGCCGUCCAAGUGAACAACCUGGUUGCUGGGUCCUUUACCAACGCAGACAACACCUAUUAUUCCGCACCACAACAACUUGAAGGAGGAAAAGUCGUUGGUCACACUCACGUCACUGUUCAAGAUAUGGGAAAAAGCUUGACCCCAAGCAAGCCCAUGGACCCAACCCAAUUUGCUUUCUUCAAGGGUAUCAACGAUGCCGGAAACGGAAACGGUCUUCUCAAGGCCACGGUCACUGGAGGAUUACCUGCUGGAUUCUAUCGAGUCUGCACCAUGACUUCUGCCUCUAACCAUCAACCUGUCUUGAUGCCUGUCGCUCAACGUGGUACGCCUGACGACUGCACCAAGUUUGAGGUUUCUGCAAAUGGAGGAGCAGCUGGUGGUAAUGCUGGCGGUAACGCUGGUGGCAAUGCUGGUAAUGCCAAUGCAGGUGGUGCUAAGGCAGGUGGAAAUGCAGGAGGUGCAACUGGUGGUGCAGCUGGUGGUGCAGCUGGUGGUGCCCAAGCUGGCGGAAAUGCAGGUGGUGCCAAAGCUGGUGGAAACGCAGGUGAUGCCACAGCUGGUGGAAAAGCAGAUGAUGCCAAAGCCGACGGAAAGGCAGGCGACGCCGCUGGCGGUGCCAAAGCAUCCUCAUCCGCAGCCCCAUCCCCAUCCAGCACCUCCGAACCAGCCAGCAAAGCAACCAAAGCACCCGCACCAGCAGGCGGUAAGAACAAAGCCGCCUCUGUAGGCGGCAUCGACGCCCCGGCCGUGACCGACUCGGGCGAUUCCACGCGACCCUUCUCUGUCAAUGGGAACACCUUCGUCGGCAAGGCUGUCGCUGAACAGCGCGCCUGCGAUAUCCAGAUGAAUGGUUGUAUGAAUGCCUUUAACGGUGGCACUGCGGGUGUUACCCCCGAGGCGUGCCAGACGCAGCAGACGGCUUGUAUGUCUGCGGGAGCUUAA
This is a messenger RNA of Hymenoscyphus albidus, 3466 nucleotides long. NCBI's taxonomy places the organism in Eukaryota, Fungi, Ascomycota, Leotiomycetes, Helotiales, Helotiaceae. The record is from the annotation of a GenBank genome assembly.